AUGUUAUCCGGAGUUGCUGGUUGUACUCAAGUUACUUCAAAGAGUGUAGAGGGUUGCAUGGAGGCUCAAGUACAGCUCAUGAAGAGUCAAAUUGACUUCUUACAUGAUGCUUUGGCCGAGGUUAAGGAGGCAAACCGAGACUUGUCUCAAUUGCUUUCAAAUCGGCAAGAUAAAUCUAUGAUGAUUGGCAUGAUUAAGAAAUGCUUUGCGAGAAAGAUAUGCUGGUACGUUACCUUUGAUGAAGCAAAAGUGAAGUUGCUCAAUUGUAAGCAGAAUGGUAGAUCCAUUCAAUCUUACUUUGAGGAAUUAGAAGGGUUUUUUCUGAGUUCAGGAGUGGUUGAGAACGACUACAUGUUGACAGAUCGUUUUCACUAUGGCUUGGACAAGAGGUUCAAACUAAAUCCUAAGAUAAGGAGGCAAUCAAGGCUCUAUGAGGCAUACUAUACUGCCUUAGAAGUGGAAAGAGAGCAUGAUACUUCUUGUGGUUGGAAUGGUCCAAUUGAGGAUCAGGGGCCAAUCAAGGAAGAAAGGAUGGAUCUUGACUAUCUAUGUGAUAGGGAGUUGGUUCAAGAGAGCUAUGAUCAAGUUGAUGGAAAUGUCAUUAACUUUGGGGUUCAAACCAAAGGAGAUGAUGACCUCAUGGAAAUAAGUGCUGAAGAGUAUCAAGAGUGUUUGAUUCUAGUUGAGCAUUGUUUGCUCCUACCUUUCUUGAGUCUCUUUGAUGGAGACCAUCUAGCUAACACUAAUGAAGAGGGACAAGUUGCUGCCAAUAAUGGAGAAGACGAGCAAGUUGAGGACGUGAAUGCUAAUGGAGGAUCUAAAGAUGCUGCUUUAAAGAAUAAUCCUUACAUUCGUGAUCUACUUUCAAACAUUGUUGGACCAAUGACUCGUGCUAGACGCAAGAGGAUGAAUGAAUCACUUAAUAGUCUAAUUGUUACUACAUGGGCUAAGGAGGAAAUUAAGCUUGAAGAUUACAAGCCCAAGACUAUUAAUUUGCUGCAAGUGACACCAAAUGGACAUGGUCCAUUUGGAGAGAAGAAUUUCGGCCCUCAAUCCACAAGGGGACCGCCGGCCACCUUUCCUGAGUGA
This is a messenger RNA of Oldenlandia corymbosa var. corymbosa, 1089 nucleotides long. The record is from the annotation of a GenBank genome assembly. Lineage: Eukaryota; Viridiplantae; Streptophyta; Magnoliopsida; Gentianales; Rubiaceae.